Spathaspora passalidarum NRRL Y-27907 is the source of this 1613-nucleotide messenger RNA. RefSeq names its product translation initiation factor eIF2B subunit gamma (gene GCD1). The record is from RefSeq and is a predicted model, not a curated record. Gene Ontology annotation, cellular component: guanyl-nucleotide exchange factor complex; eukaryotic translation initiation factor 2B complex. Gene Ontology annotation, molecular function: guanyl-nucleotide exchange factor activity; translation initiation factor activity. The transcript has a single exon. The coding region runs from base 48 to 1433 and encodes 461 amino acids. NCBI's taxonomy places the organism in Eukaryota, Fungi, Ascomycota, Pichiomycetes, Serinales, Debaryomycetaceae. Gene Ontology annotation, biological process: cytoplasmic translational initiation.
UAUCGCCGUCUUACAAACACACAAGGAAACAUCCUGGCACAAUUGAUAUGGAAUUCACGGCGAUUAUAUUUUGUGGUAAUGGGAAAGCCCUCUCUCCGUUUUCUGGAGUUAGAUCUACAGGUAUACCUAAAGCAUUGAUCCCCAUUGCCAAUAAACCCAUGAUUGAAUAUGUAUUGGACUGGUGUGAAUUAGCAUUCUUUCCUAAUGUCAUUGUUGUAACUAAUGACGAGGAUUUACCUUCCAUCAAGGACGCGGUUGAUGUUUAUCAAACUAGAAAGACUAAAAAGGAAGGCGAAGACGGAGAAGGUGACGGAAGCGAGUGCAUUAUCGAAGUUGUUGGUAUAGAUACCGAUCACAGUGGUCCAAUCUUGUUUGAAUUGUACAAAAACUCCUCCAAUAAGUUUAUGGAGAAUUUCGUGAUCUUGCCUUGUGAUUUCAUCACCAAUUUAUCCCCACAGGUUCUUAUUGAAGCUUAUAGAAACAAAGAAGAUACUGACUUGGGAUUGCUUAUACAUUACAAAAACCAAUUGAAUAUCGAAGACAAGAAAAGCAAAAUAUUUCCUAAACAUUACACCAUAUAUUCCGAGAACGACGACAAUUGUACCUUGUUGGACAUUUACAAUCAACAAGAUAUUGAAUUUCACAAAUCCUUACAAAUUAGAACCCAGAUGUGUUGGAGAUAUCCUAAUUCCACAAUAAGUACCAAGCUUCUUAACAGUUCCAUAUUCUUUGGAUCCACUUCCAUAUUUGAAAUCUUCAAAGAAAAUCCAGAUAAGUUUACCGAGUCCUACUUCAAGUCAAGAUCUGCCACCAAGAUUAUUCGUGAUUUGGCAAGAAGAUCAUGGAAGCAUUCAAGUACCAAAGAAACUAUCGGCUUUUUAAUCUUACCUAACCAAGCCACUUUCUUUAGAUGUAACAACUUGCCCGUUCUCAUGGAGUCCAAUAGAUAUUUCAUGAAGGAGCAAGCCAAGUCCAAGGGUCAACAAGUGAAACAAGCAAACAAGACAGAAGCUCAUAUUGGUGUCGAUUCUCUCGUUGGCGAAGAAACUACUUUGGGUGAAAAGACAAACGUUAAAACUACAGUCAUUGGCAACAAAUGUACUAUUGGAAAACGAGUUAAAUUAACCGGUUGUCUUGUAUUCAAUAACGUCACCAUCGAAGAUGACGUACAAUUGGAAAAUUGUAUUAUCGGUAAUGACGUCAUAAUCCACACCAAGAGUAAACUUGUCAAUUGUAAUGUUGAAUCAACCAAUGAAAUAGCCAAAGGAACUCAAUCUAAAGGUGACACCUUAUUGUGUUUGACUUUAGAAGGAUUAGGAGAAUCUGCUAUAGACAGUGAUUCAAGUGAAGAUGAAUAUUCUAGCGAAGAUUAUUCCGAAGAAGACUACGAUGAUGAAUAUGCUGAUAAUGAUGAUGGAUUGUUUGCUUAUUAAUAGAACUCUGUAUAACCUAGGAAUCCUAAUGUCAAGUGCAUUUGCAACUCUAUAUUCUUUUUCUUUUUGAGUGGUUCAUGACCACAUAUUCAGUAAAAGCGAUAAUUUCUUGAUACCCAAAGUGGAAAGAUUGCAUUUAGAUAACAUGUAGCUAGGUUCAUUGUAAAUUUCAAUGCUUGG